AAAAAAAAAAAAAAAAACCAAUCUCCAACAUUUCCGUUUUUAUCUCUCUUUCAUCUCUUGCUUUUUACCAAGUCUUUAACCAGCCUUGAGCAAAAUCCGCUAUUAAACAGACAUGUUCCGGACUCCAAAUCCCAUGACAUUUGGCUUCUUCAUGUCUUACCUUUAAUACUUGUUAAAACAUUAAACACACUCCCUUACAUUCCCAUCUUACCUCAAUGCUUGGAAUUUUGAAACUUUAUCCAAGUGUUUGAUGCUUUGCAGGAUAAAACAUGACUCUCAAGGGUGGCACCAGCCAAGCCUGCGCUGCGUGCAAGUACCAGAGGAGGCGGUGCACUCCCGAAUGCCUCUUAGCUCCCUAUUUUCCUGCCGAUCAACCCAAAAUGUUCCAGAAUGCGCAUAGGCUCUUCGGAGUCAGCAAAAUUUUGAAAAUACUAACGCAUCUUGAUCCAUCCCAGAAGAAAAUUGCCAUGAAAUCUAUUAUCUACCAAGCAAAUGCCCGCGACAAACAUCCUGUGUAUGGAUGCGUCGCGGAAAUACAAAACUUAUUAUUUAGCAUUCAACUCUGCGAAGAAGAACUUCAAACUGUACAUGCACAACUAGCAUUCUAUAGACAGCAACAACAACAACAAGAGAUUUCGUCCACAAUUAGUGAUACUGUUUCCCAGAUACAAUUGGGAAUGCCUCCUCCUGCUAUUGUUGCUGCUCCUCCACCCGCUAAUGGAAUUAAUGGAAAUGGAUUAACACUAUUCCAUCAAGAUGCACCUUCCCAAUAUAAUGUUGCUGCCAACGCCACAUUGCCUGUCCAAUCUUAUUCCUCUUACUCAAAUAACAGCUACGCUGCUUACAACAACACUACUUUUGUGGACCCUAAAGAAAAUAAUGUCGUCAAUUCGUUAUGGAUUCAACAAUCAUAUGGUAAUAGUGUUUGUAAUAACAACACAAUGAUCAUGCAAUCUCAGUUACCAGCUUCACAAACAAUCGUUGUUCCACAAGAAGUCACUCAAGACUACGACGACAUACAUCAUCCAUUUUUUGAUACUAUUGAUGACAGACAAUCUUAUAUAGAUUCUAAAGAAGCAUAUGACUCGAGUUCAGAGUCAUCACUGAAAGACACAAGACAGUCUGUGGAGCAUGUUGCAGAUAAUGAAUUAAAGAAUGCUGCGGCAUGUUUCAGUCUUACCAGUAUCAACGAAUAGAAUACAAAGAAAUGUAAGAAAAACGAUAGUAGAGUGGCUUUUUCUUUCGCCAUUCAAAAUUUUGUUCCAUUCAGAUAGAACUCAUUGAGAAUGUACUGCCAGUUUUAGAAUACAUUUCACCUGUCCAGCUAUAUUUGGUUGUUAGAAAGUUGGACAGUACUUUGUUUUCCUAGUUUUGGUAUCUAGAAAAGACUAUAAAAUUUUAAAACCUGUCAUAAGAGACAUGGCUUAAAUAUGCCAGGAGAAGAAACUCCACGUCCUUGAUCGCAUCUUCAAGAUUAGUAAAUCUUCUUCAUGUUUGCACCCUCCGUCUGCCAGAAAGUCGGCACAUUGGUUUGCCUCCCUCAAAAAUAUAUCGAAUGGUGGCCCUGUUAGCUUCCAACAAUCAAUUGCAAUCUUCAAUAACAGUCUUCAGGGGGUGAUAUUGUAUGUCCUUCUCUUUGAUAAGUUGGACGGCUAUUAGACAAUUUGUUUCCGCUUCUUAUUCUUUGUUUCACAUUUCUUUUGCUAAUUGUAACCUUUUUCUAUUAUGCAACAAGACUUGAUGUAAACUUCACCUUACCUGAGUAUCCCGACAUCCAUUUUCCUUGAUCGUUCCUAAAACUCUCUCCAAGAAGCAGCAUCUCUAGUUUGCAUCUUGACACUAGCUUGUUGUCUUCAUAUAAGACGAUUUUUUUUGCUAGUCUGUACCAAUCCUUCCAUAGAUAGACCUCAUUACGUGUCCCACAACCUAAAUACAGACAAUUGCGAAGUGUAAAAUCACUACUUCUUGUCAAGAAUCUGUUGUUAACAUUUUUCUUCA
Molecule: messenger RNA, 1998 nt
Organism: Capsicum annuum
Lineage: Eukaryota; Viridiplantae; Streptophyta; Magnoliopsida; Solanales; Solanaceae
Product: LOB domain-containing protein 27-like
Exons: 2
Coding region: 270-1196 (308 amino acids)
Source: RefSeq, a predicted model, not a curated record